UCUGCUGAGGUUUCACUUUCAAUUGGAGUGGAUCUUGCUUUGCAGACGGUGUUUCAUAAGAAAUCUGCAGCAAUUGGAAUGACAUGUAUUCUUUGGCAGGGUGUAUUGAUAUUAGCUUUAGUUUUGGCUGAAAACCUUCAAAUCGUCUCUCUCAAAUUAUUACCAGUUUUGGACAGGUUUACAGCCGAGCGAAGUGCAUGAUUGAUUGGAUUCUUUAGAAUUAUAUGUUGCGGGGUGUCCUAAUUCUAUGGAAAAUGCACAUCAUUAUGAAUAAAUCGACAUCACGGUGACAUGAAAUGCUCGGAACUUGCGUGAAUUGAUGGUAAAGAACUCAAUACAGCCAACUCAUUCACUGCUGAAUACAUCUGAACGAAUCGAUUGUAAAAUAAUACAUGGUGGUUUGUAAGAACCUAUUAGUCAAGCCUAGAAUCUAGUUCAUAUCCUCUCUUGGUGCAACGCACAUAUAAGCUUGGUAAUCAUUACAGUUUUAAGCAUUUUACCUGGAAGGUGUAUCUCUCCAAGCUAAUUGUGUACUUGUCUCUACCGUUGGAGCAGUCUCGUAGUUGUUGCUGCAUCUGUACCGUUUUGUUUUCUGUCUAAUCACGGGCGAUUAAUCUCUUCCUCUUUGUUACCAUCCUGAUUCAUUGUAUCUCUAUAUUGCUCAGACAAUGAAUCAGGAUGGUAACAAAGAGGAAGACAUGAUUCUUGUAUUGCCCGAUUUUCGCACCAUGGUCAGGAUGGCGCUCACCGCCUCUUUGAUAUCGCUGAUUCUUGUCGUGGCGCUACUCUGUGUUCAGGCUAUGUCCCCGAAGGAGUUGGACGAGGUCACACACAAGGUUUACUUUAAUAUCGAGGUUGAUACUGUACCAGUUGGUCGAGUGGUGAUUGGUCUUUAUGGCAAGGCUGCUCCCAAGACAGUUGAGAACUUCCGCGCGCUUUGCACUGGGGAGAAGGGAAAUGGUCAGGGCGGAAAGCCUCUAGACUUCAAGGGCAGCAUCUUUCACCGCAUUAUCCCCGGCUUCAUGAUUCAAGGUGGAGAUAUUACUCAUGGCAAUGGUUAUGGAGGAGAGUCAAUCUAUGGAGCUAAGUUUGCCGACGAAAAAUUUACCUUGAAGCAUUCCGGUCCAGGCAUUGUGUCAAUGGCAAAUGCUGGACCGAACACUAACGGAUCGCAGUUUUUCAUCUAUACUGUGAAAACCAGCCGGUUGGGCGGCAAGCAUGUCGUCUUUGGGAAGGUAUUAAGAGGUCUUGAUGUCGUGUAUAAAGUAGAGGCCGAAGGAUCAUCAAGCGGAACACCCGAAAGGAAAGUAGUUAUUGCUGAUAGUGGUGGGAUUCCUGUUUGAUGUGGCUUCUUUUAUUUUUGAUCGUGAGAGUAGGGUAGUGGUACUGUGAUGCAUACAAGAUUUGUAAAACCAAAAUGGAUGCCCAUCCUGGGUCACAAAGACACAUGUUACAAAAACAGUGAAUUGAAACUUUCAUGAUUCUAA
Messenger RNA from Physcomitrium patens, 1487 nucleotides. NCBI's taxonomy places the organism in Eukaryota, Viridiplantae, Streptophyta, Bryopsida, Funariales, Funariaceae. The record is from RefSeq and is a predicted model, not a curated record.